AUGCUCAGGAUUGACCCGAAUUCUCGUGUGCAGCAGCUUAUUAUUCGAUACUUCAACCAGCUCCGUUUGGGCUGUUCCAAUCCGAAUUGCCCCAAUCCAAAUUGUGCCUCUUCACCUUCAUUCGCACAUCCAAACCUCAAUGCGAACCAAGCCGCAGUUUUGGCUAUGCAGUUAACAGCCGAUCGGGCACCACUUUGCUAUCCACCUGACAACCCGACAACAGCAACAACAACUACUACUACUAGCAAUCCAACCACAAGCACGGCAGAAGACUGCGUAAUGGCGGGAACGGAAGAAACCGAUCAGACCUUGUCCAGGAGUACAUCGCCGAAUGAUGAAGUAACUGUAUCCACCGUUCCUGCUCCAGUCUCCACUCCCUCAAGCGAAACCAGUUUCACAUCGAGUGCCUCUGCGAGAACUGUUUCUUUAGGCGCUUCCAUUACUGCCGCUGAGGACUCUUCACAUAGUUCCCUGAUGACACCCAGGGAGGUAACUCGGCUACUUAUGCUGUUAUUUGAUGCGACAGACAACGACGACGUGGGUUCAUCACCUGGAGGUGAAGAACACUCAGCCGGCGAAUCUCAAUCAGGUCACACAUCCAGGGCUAUUGCUGGGUCUUCUGGACGCAGUUCCAUCAGAGGUAAGAACAUAUCUAUUUCGAUGUUAUUUCUGUGUCUGACACAUUUCCACUUAUUAAAGUACAGACUUCUGAAACCCAUUGCCUUUCUAAAGUCAAUUGUGAAGCGUAUUGUAAAGACUAAGAACUAUCAGUGGAUUUUUCUGCCUCAUUUAGAAUCCGGUUUGUUUAGUUGA
Echinostoma caproni is the source of this 813-nucleotide messenger RNA. Lineage: Eukaryota; Metazoa; Platyhelminthes; Trematoda; Plagiorchiida; Echinostomatidae. The record is from the annotation of a GenBank genome assembly.